AUGUCGUCUCGCAUGUCGAGAGAUACCUCACAUGGCGCCAAAAGUUCAGCCUCACCUUUGACGAAGAAGACAGAGGCCCCUGCCAAAGACCCGGACUGGGCCGACAUUGCGGACCCUGAGGAACGCCGUCGCAUUCAAAACCGCAUUGCACAGCGCAAAUUUCGCGAAAAGGCGAGAGAGAACAAGGAAAAGGCAGAACGCGACUCGCGCAAUCUAGAGCACGCUGGCAACAGCUAUCGCAUUCCCAGCGCAGUCGACAUCGUGCGCGACGACACAUUGUCGGGCCUGCCAUGGGGCAGCGUCAACCUGGUCCACGUCGUGUCGCGUGGCCACGAAGCUGAAAGCAAGCGCAGUAGCGGGCGCAAUACCUACACGGGCGACGACAGCAGCAACCCGUCCAGCAACAGCUACUCUCUCGCUUCCUACGGCCAGCCUGUUCCGCAGCCUGUCAACUACGGAGUCGGCGUCGGCGAGGACCAAGUGAUGGAGGACAAUUCGCCAUAUUUGUAUGGCAUUGGCUCGCCUCCAAUGCCGGCCUUUUUCACGCAAUGA
Molecule: messenger RNA, 552 nt
Organism: Akanthomyces muscarius
Lineage: Eukaryota; Fungi; Ascomycota; Sordariomycetes; Hypocreales; Cordycipitaceae
Exons: 2
Coding region: 1-552 (183 amino acids)
Biological process (GO): regulation of DNA-templated transcription
Molecular function (GO): DNA-binding transcription factor activity
Source: RefSeq, a predicted model, not a curated record